AUGGCUUCCAAUGUGCAAGAUUCGCCUGUAUUUCAGCAGCCGUUCGUUGAGGAGAUAGAUUAUAAUGAAAUUCAGGAGUUAUCGGUCGUAGGGAAAGGUGCGUUUGGGGUGGUGUGGAAAGGUCUAUGGCGGAAUAAAUUUGUGGCCAUAAAACAUAUCAAUUCAGAGGCUGAGAGACGUGAAUUUGCUAUUGAAGUUCGUCAAUUAUCGCGUGUCUCACAUCCUAAUAUCGUGAGACUGUAUGGAGCGUGUACACAAGGCACUCAAGUUUGCCUUGUUAUGGAAUAUGCUGAAGGAGGCUCACUAUACAAUGUACUUCAUAAUCGUCCAAAGCCCAAAUAUACUGCUGCUCAUGCUAUGAGUUGGGCUCGACAAUGUGCUGAGGGUGUAGCAUACCUCCAUGCAAUGAAACCAAAGCCACUUAUUCAUAGAGACUUAAAACCCCCAAACUUAUUAUUAGUAGCUGGAGGGCAGAAAUUAAAAAUAUGUGAUUUUGGUACAGCAGCUGAUAAAGCAACAUAUAUGACUAAUAAUAAAGGAAGUGCAGCAUGGAUGGCACCAGAGGUUUUUGAAGGAUCUUCGUACACUGAGAAAUGUGAUGUAUUUUCAUGGGGCAUUAUAUUGUGGGAAGUACUUUCUAGAAGAAAACCAUUUGAAGAGGGAGGAUCUGCAUUUAGAAUUAUGUGGGCAGUCCAUACAGGUCAGCGGCCAAAUUUAAUAGAGGGAUGUCCAGAGCCUAUAGAACAGUUGAUGACACAAUGUUGGCAUAAAAUACCAGCGGAGAGACCUAGCAUGGCUAAGGUAGUGGAAAUAAUGUCGGCGUUGUGUGAGUUCUUCCCUGGUGCGGAUACGCCCAUUAAUUACGAUGACCUAGAAGUAGAUGACUCAGAGAACUUAGACGAGGACUACGGGCCCUACAGUACACGAGAUAGCUUCGAGACAGAGAGCAUCGUGCAAACACACAAUCCCGCACAUUAUCCCAUUGAAACGGCAUCAAACCCAGUUAUAUAUAGAAACCCUGAAACCCCAAAUCUAUCACCAAGACCCAGAAGUUUCGUCGAAACGCAAGUCAGCAAACUUCAAACCUUAAUGGCAGCGGAGGCUCAGCCAAAAUCUCCGGGCAAAGAAGACACAGAAUUACAUAGAGCUGUUAAAAUACCCCAACAAUUCAAAAAGGAUAUAGAGCCGGGUAGAUCGAACCUAACCCCCAACCAAAUGAGUGAAACAAGCACCCCGGACACUUUACGUGUCUUCAGAAGCCCUGCAAUCUUCAGUGAAAUGUCCUCCCCACGUGGAAUAUCCCCUCUAGCUAAUUACAACAUCGGCAAUAUGAACCCAAGGCAUAUAGACAUAGAGCAGUAUUGGAAUAGGGAAAACGAUAAGUCACCGGCCAGAUCAUCUAUAAGUACAACAAAUUCCACAAGGAAAGAGGACUAUAAUCAAAAUUACUGUGAUAGAUUAAGUGCGGGAAACAGUCCAAUGACACCCAUUAAAGAAUAUAAUGGCAAUACUCAGGGAACCCCCGUAGAUGCGAGAUAUGCUACGCCGUUGCAGAUUGAAGUUGAUCCUAAUGUGUGGGAGUUGAAGGAUUUCAGAGAUUCGCUCAAUUAUGAUGACUUCCAUAUACCAGUUGGUGAG
This is a messenger RNA of Brenthis ino (lesser marbled fritillary), 1638 nucleotides long. The record is from the annotation of a GenBank genome assembly. NCBI's taxonomy places the organism in Eukaryota, Metazoa, Arthropoda, Insecta, Lepidoptera, Nymphalidae.